Molecule: messenger RNA, 3344 nt
Organism: Seminavis robusta
Lineage: Eukaryota; Bacillariophyta; Bacillariophyceae; Naviculales; Naviculaceae
Source: the annotation of a GenBank genome assembly
UGAGAUGCCAAGAAACCCAGUCCAGCAUGCCCAGUGCCCAGCACACAGUCUCUCCAAAGUUUCCAUUACCGGCAGUAAACAAGACCACAAAAGGGAAGGCAUUUGACGGACAUCGUCGUCGCACAGACCAGGUCAAUCAGAUUUCUAUCUAUUCAUUCUGCUUGGGUAUUUUGUCAAUGAACGCGUUCUUGAUUGACUAAUCUCAUCGAUUGUAUACAAUAUAUUGAUAAUGGAUCGAGAAGAACAAGAAGACGCUAGCAGAAAUGCCGACAAUGGCAAUAGUGAGCGACCAACAAGACGAGACGCUCGACGUCGAGGCCCCCGAGUUCCACGCUAUACGGGACCCCGUCCUGGUACCAAUAAUUCGAAUUCACCUAAUAGGAGUCUAAGUCCGCAACAACAGACACAGGAGGAACAUCAGCAGGAGCAGCAGCAGCAACAACAACAAGAAUCGGUAGCACCACUGCCACAGCCAACAACACGAGCCGAAAGAGAACAAGAGAAAGCCAGUGCUACCUCUUCCUCCAUUAAUGCGAGAGAUCAGCGUCAACGAAGCCAACGUAUACCCGAAAAUGUUCCGAGAGAUACCCCAAGAGAUACCCCUGAUACCCCUGCACCUAAUGGUAGUGAAGAGGGUAGCAGGUCAUUAUCUACCGGUAACAGUGACCUUCCCCAACCACCACCACAACCAAGUCGUCGUCGAUCCAGUGCUAGUACUAGUACUGAUACCCCUACGCCUAAUGCUAAUGGCUCAGGGACCACAGCUGAAGGAUCUAGACGACGAACUUCAAACAAGCCCAGAAGAGCCACAAUGGAACCACCCAUGACAACAACAACCAGCAAUCACAGCUUGGGCGGAUCGGGUAGCAUGCCCUUUGACAUUAGUGAUCAUUCCACAUCCUCCAGGAGGCACCCUCCACCGUCACCACGAUCUCCCUUUCGUGCCACGGCUCCUGCCGGUGGCGGUAUUUUCACCAUUGAUCAAAUGAUGGAAUUGGGAUUCGAUGCCCCCGCUCCCUUACCACUUCCGGCGGCACGACCUCCACCACCACCUGCUGUGCCCGGAGCGUUUCGAGGAGCCGGCCCAGGCGUCGAUCAACAACCCGAACCCAUACGCCCACUCUACAAGGGAGGAAUCCAUGUGUUGGGGCGAGAGAGUACCAAUACUAAUAAGCGCGACGAUAGUGACCAUAGUCAUGGCAUGGGCAUGUCACGACGAGAAUCAUCCCUCUAUUUCGAUAAUGAACCCCGCCGACCACCCCCGAGACCCUCGUUUCCACGACGACAGACCGAACCGCACAUGACACAACGACAACGAGACGAACAACAAGAAUGCCCGCCACUGCAAACUUCUAGAACAAGCACAACAAGAACCGCAAUAGAACCACCCGAUGUGGAAGAAGCACGGCCGGCACAACGGCCUACACCCAUCCUUCCAGAUACGAGUACGCCCGUCCUGGUUCCCAGCAUUCGCGAUGUCUUUGUGGAUCAUCAGGAACAUCAUGAGCAGGCACCACACGACAACAACAAUCACGCCAACCCGGACAAGAGUGACAAUACCAAAUCAGUCUGGAUCAUUUCGGCCGUAGUUUGUGUCAUUUUGGUGAUUGUCAUUGGCGUUGCGGCAGGGGUUUCAUCCAACAACCAUAACGAUGAUGGCAGUUCCAGCAACGCAACCGAUGCUUCCUCUGGAUUUUAUGCUGUUUCUCUCGACCAAAUGUUUCCACUAGACUCAACAUCACUCCCCAACCACACACGACAAGCCAUUCUAUCUGAAAACGAACAAUCCCCUCAGGUUCAGGCGUUUCAGUGGCUGUCCCAAGAUGAAAACUGGGACAAGUACGGCAUGCCCCAACGACAGCAACGAUUUGCAUUGGCCACCUUGUACUAUGCCACGGGAGGACCCAAAUGGUUUGAUCAUGUGCUUGACGACAACAACAACAAACCAAGCCCUUGGCUGGAUUACUCCACCCACGAAUGUUCCUGGUACGAUUUGCCCAACUUUCAUGGUCGACAAAAAUGUUUCAAUUACACCACUGCCACUGCAGCAGACACAAUGGCCAACCCGUGGGAUGCUCAUUUCGACUAUCAGUCCAUAUUGUUGAGUGCCGACCCAAGGCUCAUUACAACUAACAACAAUCGUGUACGAGCAAGGGCUCGAGGGACUCUUGUUCCAGAACUGGCACUCUUGACCAAUCUACAAGAGUUAGACAUGGAUUAUCAAAACUUGAAAGGGACCAUUCCGAAUGAGUUGACGCAGCUCUCCAAUACACUCCAGUUCAUAUACUUCACCAAGUGCUUCUUUACGGGGACGAUUCCGGCAGACUUAUUUGUUUCCUCGCGGUCCUUGUUUCUCAGUCACAAUUAUCGCCUGAACGCAUCCAUUCCGACAACCAUUGGCAAUCCAUCGUCGCGCAUGUCGCAUUUGCUCUUGACCGAAGCGAAUCUACAGGGAACGAUUCCUUCAGAAAUUGGGUUGGCCACAGGGCUGCAGGAACUCUUGUUGAAUGGCAAUGAUUUGCAGGGAACGAUUCCGAGUGAAGUAGGGCGGCUGUCCAGACUCAAAGUGCUGGACUUUACCGAUAACGAGCUCUCGGGCACGAUACCUUCGGAGAUUGGACAAGCAAGGCAACUGCAAGACCUCAAGUUGGGGGCCAACUUUGACAUGGCCGGAACUCUGCCGACAAGCCUUGCCCUCCUCUCCGAUCUUCGAGUUCUGGACGUCUACAAGAACUCCAUCGAAGGAUCUCUACAGCCAGAACUCUUCUUUGCGACAAACACAAAAAACGACAACAAUAGCACUACGACUACAUCCACAGCAAUGGCUGCCUCUUGGCCCAGACUGCAUACAUUGAUGUUGACUGAGAAUGGGCUCUCCGGUCCUCUUCCUUCGGAGAUUGGCCUUCUAGGUGGAUCCUUGACUGAUCUUUUUUUGGCCAGGAAUAGGUUUGACUCACAGCUGCCUACAGAGCUUGGAUUGCUGUCGGGCUUGGUGUGCUUGAGCAUUGCACAAAACCACUUUUCUGGCCAAUUCCCCCCUGUAGCAAUGGGUGCUGGUUUGAUUACGGAUGUCGAUGCUGACCUGUCAUCUUCAUCAGAAUUGCGUGUGAGCUUUGAUGAACAUUGCGGGCCACAUUAAUAAUGAGUCGAGUCAUUGCACGAAACGAACGGAGUUCCUUCGUGAUCACGGGCACGUAUCGUACGAUACGGGUGGGGAUAAUCGUGUGGGCCGCUUUAGUAUUUGUUUAGGAUUUCUUCCAUGCUCCUAUUCGUAUUUUUUUUAAGCUGUAGCAGUAAAAACUCUCAAAGUAGAUUCAAAAGUAAAUGGGUUGCUUGUUAUUUAU